UGGUGUUACGCUGCAUCCAUCGGUAAGUUUUCUACUUUUCUUACUGGGUUCUGGACCAUGGGUUGGUUACUACCGUGGUAAUCACACUAGGAUGGUUAAAAGACAUUUAUUAUCUAAACCAUCUAAAACAAGGUAAAGUUUAAAGAUAUUUAUUAUUUAAACCAUCUAAAACAAGGUAAAGUUUACAACUCAAAUAUAUUACAAGUAGGAAGUCUAAAUCUAGUAGAACACAUAAUUGCCUAAAAUUCAUCCCGUCAAUCUAUAAAAAGACAACCAGCUAAUAGACUAUCAAAGAAACAGAAAUCUAAACAAAAAUAACAUAUAUUAGAAGUUACCGAUUAUCUAGCUAGGGCAAAUUUGUAAGAAAAAAAAAACGUAUCUAAUGUCUGGAGAAGAUGAAGAAUGGAAGCAACAAAUCCCACCGGGUUUCAAGUUUUGUCCUUCUGAUGAAGAGAUACUACAAUAUUAUCUUCUUCGUCAUGUCACCGGAAACUAUAUCCCGCCCGGAAUAAUACCUCAAGUUGAUCUCUACGAAUGUAACCCUGAUCACCUUCCAGGAGUUAAUAUGGACGGGGAGUAUACGUACUUCUUCACAAAGAGAGAUCGAAAAUAUGUAAAUGGAAAAAAAAAUACUGCUCGGGUUACAAGAGACGGAAGAGGAUAUUGGAAAUCAACAAGCAAAAAAACUACAGUAUUUGCUCAAGAUGGCUCUGAGUUGGGUAAAAAGACCACACUUAAAUAUCAUUUUAAAAACUCAGCAGACGGUAAAGUGGAUAUUCCUGCAGAAUGGAUAAUGCACGAGUAUGUAAUUUCUAACAAGCUCGUCUAUCCCUCAAAAUCAUCAAAAGAGGACGAAUAUUACGAGGAUAUUGCAGCCUGCAGAAUUUAUAAGAAAAAAUCAGAAAUCAAAGAGCAAAGGAACUUGAUUAAUUCUUUAAUUGGGCCCAAUUUCUUCACGACUGAUCAUAGCAAUGGAGAACCACAACCAUCACUAAAGCGAAAAUUCGAAACCCUAAUCACAUCUGAUCAGCCACAUGAUACAACAAUGAAUAUGAAAUAUCUAUGUGAUAGCCAUGCUGCAUUAAUAUUGGAUGGUAUGAGAACCACUUACGAGAUUGGCCAAACAUCAAAUACUAAGUCAGUACCACCUGAGAUUGGCCAAACAUCAAAUACUAACCCAACACCAUCCGAGAUUGGCCAAACGUCAUAUACUAACCUAACACUACUCGAGAUUGGCCAAACAUCAAAUACUAAUUCAACGCCACCUCAGGACAAUAUUGUGCUAACGGGAGAAGGGGUGUAUGUGGGUCCUACUGAUCAAGCCUCGUCGAAUAUUUACCAAAAUCACAGAAAUGAAGGGAAAAUUGAAGGAACUAAUCUUGAUUUUGAUUUGGAUGGAUUGGAUGACAUAUUACUCAAUAGGUCACCCCCAGAUGAGUCAUUUGAGAAAUACUGGCAAUCUCUUGGAAUUUGAGGUUCUUCACCAAACACUACCACCAUAUAUAACACACAAUAAGGAUGUUUUGUAAUAUGAUGUUUGUGAUUCUUUUUUACCUCUUUCUAGGAGCUCGUAUCUUUUUUGCUUCCUU
Messenger RNA from Solanum stenotomum, 1589 nucleotides. Its product is annotated as NAC domain-containing protein 1-like. Gene Ontology annotation, biological process: regulation of DNA-templated transcription. Bases 383 to 1474 code for a protein of 363 amino acids. The transcript is spliced from 4 exons. NCBI's taxonomy places the organism in Eukaryota, Viridiplantae, Streptophyta, Magnoliopsida, Solanales, Solanaceae. Gene Ontology annotation, molecular function: DNA binding. The record is from RefSeq and is a predicted model, not a curated record.